AUGAAAUUAAACAAUUUAUUAAUAAGCUCCGUAAUAGGAGUGAUAUUAAUAUCGUGUGUACAUGCCGGUCCUAUUGAAGUGAUUUAUAGUGGUGACAGUUGUGAUUGUCCGAAAAAUUUAGAUUAUUUGGUGAAUUUACCACCACCGCCCGUGCCCAAAGAGUUUACGCCUAGUGAAUAUGGUUAUAAGUUAGAUGUGCCGCUGCAGGCUAAGGCCAAAGUAACCUAUAGUUUUGAUUUUACGGUCGAGGAACCCAAAGCACCACCACCACCUCCAGAAGAUAAAUUGGAAAUUUUUGCUAAAAUUGAUCGAAUGACGGCUCAUAAAAAGGAUUGUCUCGCCGCCAAAGCAUUACCCAACACCUGCAGUUGCAAUCGAUGCAUUGCCAAGAGGCAAGUAUCGCCCGAAGAUCGUGCAACACGUUAUGCGCGAAGUUUUCUACACCCGAACAGUAUAGACAAUAUGACGCCGUCAACCUCGCAAAUAAUGGCAAUAUUUUUGGAACCCCUAAAACAGACACAACUGGGAGCUUCGAAAACGCGUAAUAAGCGUGAUAUAUCGCGUAUUUUCAUGAGACCGCGUAAAAAUGAAAAACGCUCGGAUCGUGUGGUCAAACAAUACAACAAACGUUUAAAGGAUCAACCUAGUAACAAAGCAUUUUUAGCUGAAACUCCAAAACCCAUACGAUCGAGAUCAAUAGCAGCAGCGGCGCCGCCCACUAAUGUCCGUCCUCUGCAGCAGCUGACAAGUUUUCUAACGUUGCCACGCUUUAGAAAUAAACGUGAUAUUAAAGGUGAAUAUGAUUUGAUUGAAAAAGAACGUGAACAAAUGGAUUUAACUUUACCAGAAAUCAUACAAUAUAUGCCCGAAACUUUAGAUCCCAAUUUUAAAAGAAAUCAAUGUCAUUUUGGACAACGUUGUCAACUUCCUGAUCUCACAGAAUCAACCACUACCACAACGACCACCACCACCUCAACUGCUAGUGAAACAACCACAACGACUUCAACUGACAGUAUAGAUACUACCCAAGAGACUUUGAGCGUUACUGAUGCGCCCAAUAAUGAGGAAGACGUGCAGCAAGAGGUGGAGGAGGAGCAUGAAACGGCAUUGGAUAAUUCUAUAAGUUCAACGCAUACAAAACGUAAUGCAGCGGAUUAUGGUGGUGCUGGUGGUGGUGGUGGUUGCCCUUUAGUUUUUAACAGCUACAAUCCUACUCCAAGUCCUGGCUAUACUUUUGAGCCCCUCACUAGUUUUGAAGCCAUUCCCAGACCUUUUGCCACCGCCAAUAAUCCUUAUGGUGCCGAUCCAGUACCCCAACAAUAUGUGGGAGCUCCCCAUAAUCCUUAUGCCUCCACCAUCCUCGACAGUUCGCCCUUAGUUGGUGCUGCAUAUCCCAAUCCAAGUGUUCAACCAGUUUCAAAUGCUCAACUAGAUCAAAUUAUUUCUGAAAUUGUAAAUAGACACACAGAUUUUAUUGAGGCCAGCUCACAUCGUGGUGGUGCAUAUACGGAUCCCGUUGGAGUGCAAGAACAACAAGCUAAAUCGUUUCUAAAAAAUCUUAUGGGUGGUUGGUUUGGUGCUGAACAACAGCCGCAAUAUCAAGCCCAUGCUCAUAUACCUCAUUAUAAUGCUCCAGCUGCGGGUCCUCUCCAUAGUCCCCCUCCCUAUUAUCCCUAA
Molecule: messenger RNA, 1677 nt
Organism: Calliphora vicina (urban bluebottle blowfly)
Lineage: Eukaryota; Metazoa; Arthropoda; Insecta; Diptera; Calliphoridae
Gene: Cp7Fb
Product: Chorion protein b at 7F
Exons: 3
Coding region: 1-1677 (558 amino acids)
Source: RefSeq, a predicted model, not a curated record